AUGAUUGAGCUGAAAAAACUAGCAGAUGAACUCCGAGAGGAGAUCGUAUAUACGGUGUCAAAGACGGGAGGUCAUCUGAGUUCGAGCCUAGGAGUCAUCGAGCUAACCAUUGCGCUUCACCAUGUUUUCAACACUCCUCAUGAUAAAAUCAUCUGGGAUGUCGGACAUCAGACUUACGCGCAUAAAAUACUGACUGGGAGGAGGUCAAAGAUGCAUACAAUUCGGCAGACUUUUGGACUGGCAGGUUUUCCAAGAGGGAGGAGAGUGCCCAUGAUGCUUUUGGAGCUGGACAUAGCUCUACUAGCAUUUCAGCUGCUUUAG
Molecule: messenger RNA, 321 nt
Organism: Thlaspi arvense
Lineage: Eukaryota; Viridiplantae; Streptophyta; Magnoliopsida; Brassicales; Brassicaceae
Source: the annotation of a GenBank genome assembly